Messenger RNA from Dermacentor silvarum, 4716 nucleotides. It is a transcript of the gene Sec3, whose product is annotated as exocyst complex component 1-like. NCBI's taxonomy places the organism in Eukaryota, Metazoa, Arthropoda, Arachnida, Ixodida, Ixodidae. The record is from RefSeq and is a predicted model, not a curated record. The transcript is spliced from 7 exons. Gene Ontology annotation, biological process: exocytosis; Golgi to plasma membrane transport. Gene Ontology annotation, cellular component: exocyst; plasma membrane. Bases 191 to 2728 code for a protein of 845 amino acids. Gene Ontology annotation, molecular function: phosphatidylinositol-4,5-bisphosphate binding.
GAUAUCGUACUAUUCUCACGUCCUGAGGGCCUGUCGGCGAGUCUCGCCCACCGAAUGCGGUCAGAAUUUCGAAACACCGCCUCCUCGACUCCGUUGAUUCCGGCAACGAAGCGACAAUACUUUCGGGGCCGGUGAUCGCACGCCGGCGACCAAGAACGACGGCGGCAAAGACCGGCUCGGUGCGGCGGAAAUGGCAGCGAUGGCGGCCACCCGACACUCGCUGCAGUGCGAGCUGUUUCGGCCGAACGACGAGCGUCUCGUCGACGUCGUCAACGUCGUCGAGGCGACGAAGCGCAAGAAGAUGAGCCUUCUGUGCGCCGUGGUCAGCACGGACAAGCCCGUGCGCGUCAGUUUAUGCCAAGUGAAGAGCACCGACAAGGAUCUCUACAAGAAGAAACACAGCUGGUCCUUGCGCGACCUACGCCUCGUCGACGGCCGGAAAGCCGACAGCGCCGAGUUUGAUUUGCACUUCGAUAAAGUUUACAGGUGGCAAGCCAGGAACAUACAGGAGCGCAAUGACUUUCUGCGCUGCCUAUACCGCUUGUGCGUUCACUAUGCGCCGCAGCAGCAACGUCCCCGUUUCGAGAAUGUGCCCAAGACGCUGCUGGAAGACGAUGGCCGGGCGCUGCUUUUGGAGAAGGUGGUUGCAGACGAGGUAGAUGACUAUCAAGCACUGACAGCACGCGAAGAGGCUGACCUGGAGUGCCUGAUGGCCAAGUAUGAGUUUGCCAUUCACAAUGCUGAGGAGUUUACCGAGCAACUUGCCCGCGAACUGGCUGCGCUAGACGCCUCCAACGUGUACACCAUCAUGGAGUCUGAACGGCGGGUCCAGAAGCUCAUGGAGAUGACGCAGGUGGCACUAGAUGAGGUGUGCCGCCUUGAGCGCCGUCUGGAUGCGUAUGAGCAUCUGCUGCGCACCGUUCGCGACAGCGUGCUGCGAAUGGAGGAGAAGGAUGCCCUGUUGCACGUGCAGAACGAGAACAACGGCCGCCUCCUGCACGAGCUUGAGACGCUGGUCAAUCAGCUCGACCUGCCGCAUGCGCACCAGGUAGCCCUUCUUAAUGGAGACUUGUCCAGCCAGGAUGGCAUUCGGGCCUGCACUGCAGCAGCCCGGGCCCUCGAGGAGGCGUGCAGCGCACAGACCCGCCCAGGCCUGUCCAAGAUGGCGGCCGUCCAGGAGCAGACGAAGCUCCUUGAUAAGCUGCGAGACAAGUUCAGCACCACGCUGUCACACCACCUCAACAAGCUGUUCCUGAGAUUGGCCUCAGAGACGAGUCAGUGUGGUGAGGUGACACUCGUCAAGCACACAGGCUGCCACAAUGAGCUGCGGCCCUACAGCGAGCUGAUGCUGUGGCUCUCGCGGGCGCCGGACCCCACGCGAUUCGCGCAGCUCCAGAAGAACUACAUCAACACGAUGAGCAAGCUCUAUGAGCGGGAGCUCCACAUCUUCUUUGAGCAGGCCAAGGACAGGCUCACCUCAAAACCCAUGACGGGCACGCUGGACCGACGGUUAUCGAGCAUCCAGCAGGCAGAGACGACGGAACCGAUGGAGAAUCGCUUCGAUGCAGUUCUGGAGCGUCUGCUCAGCAUGCUGGAGCCGGUUUGCCUGGCUGAGCAGCAGUUUUGUGCGGCCUUCUUUGGGCUUGGCUCGGCUCGGCUUCCUGGCUCCGUGAGCAGCCAGCCAGCCGCGGCAGGCGUCGGGUACUCGACGCCCGUGCGCGCCGCCUCGGACGAGGCCCUGGCUUCGGUUCACCGCAAGGAACGCCAGAUCAACGAGGAGCUCCGCCGCAUGAUGUCGGCCCUCUUCCCAACGCUGGAGGCCAAGCUGCAGAACUUUCUUGAAACGUAUGACAAGUUGGAUGGGGUCUACUCGAUGCACCUGCUGGUGCGGCUCAACCAGCAUGUCAUGUCGGCGCAGGACACCGGUUCUUUCCUCAGUAUGGCCUUCGGCACCGUGGUAGUGCAAGCCAAGCGUAACUUCGACAGAUACAUGGCUGACAAGGUUCGGGCAGUAGAAGAGGCCAAGGCACCAAAGCGCUCCAAGUGUGGCCUGCUGCCUUUCCUCAACCACUUUGAAGAAUUUGCCAAGCAAGCAGAGGCCAUCUUCCGCCAGUCCGAGCGUCGCGCUGACCUCGACAAGUGGUACACACGCCUGGUUCGUGCCAUGUUUGACGCCAUCGGCCGCGUCGCCCUCGAGCACCAAAGAACACCCCCUGAGGUCGUUCGACUCGAGAACUUCCACCAGCUGUACACGUUGCUCUACCAACUCAAGAUCAGCUGCCUCGAGGCUGAGCGUCGCGAGGCGAAGCAGCGCUACAGUGAGGCGCUGCAGGCCUACGUGACGCACUACUUCGGCCGGCCCCUAGAGAAACUGAACCUGUUCUUCGAGGGCGUCCAGAGCAAAGUGGCGCAGGGCGUCAAGGAGGAGGAGGUGGGAUACCAGCUGGCGUUCAGCAAGCAGGAGCUGCGCAAAGUGAUCAAAGAGUACCCGGGAAAAGAGGUGAAGCGCGGACUGGAGGCCCUGUACCGCAAGGUCGAGAAGCACCUCUCGGACGAGAGUAGCAGCCUGCUGCAAGUGGUGUGGCACUCGAUGCAGGACGAAUUCAUCCGCCAGUACAAGUCGCUCGAGGCGUUGGUGCAACGCUGCUACCCGGGGUCCAUGAUCACCCUCGAGUUCACGAUAGACGACAUCCUCGCUUUCUUUUCGGACAUUGCUCGCUCCCACUAAUGGCCUUUUCAAUGUGACACGAUAUUGUGCACUUUAAAUGGACUUCAACUGCUUCCGCCGAGGAGACCUGCUCAUUUAGAACACUCCUGCGGAGGAAGCAUGAAAGAGUGCAUGUGCGGCCAUUAAGCUAAUUGUUAUUGCCUCGUACCAAAGGUGCCGAUUGAAAGCUGAAAUUUAAUUGUACGUAUUGUUUGCAUCUAAUUGUGAUAUUGAAUGAUGUUUCAGUGGCACCGCAAGAUAGGUUGAACUGCGCUGCUGUGACAAUAAGAAACGAGUUUUUGAUGCUUCAAAUAAACGAGAAAUAAGCCAUAUUUAUGUAUAUUGCAGGGUGAGAUGUAGCCAUUGGAAGCUUAGUUUGCUGUGUUACCUGCAAUGCUUUCUUAGUGGAAUAGCAUUGCCUUGAUGCUCUAAGAGCCAGGUUGCACAGGACAGAGUAUUGCUAGAGGCUUACAUGACACACUGUUGUGGCUGGCGUCUGGAGCGGUACUCCCAGUCGAUAACUUUCGGGGUCAUGGGCACAUUUAUGAGAGUUCAUGUGACUUGGCACUGUACAUGUUAGCAACUACUAGCAAGAGCAUGCUUGUCACUGUGUGAGAAGACGCUGAUGUAUCUGGGGCUAAGUCAUGCGAAAUAUCAUCAGAGAUCAUUACCUCGAAGCAGAUUGAUUGAGAGUACGGCUCAGGCAAAAUAUUUUAAGAGACUGUAGUACCAAAGUCUAAUCAUGGGUCACAAGAACUUUGCUACGAACUUUGGAGGUUACCAGCUCAUUAGUAUGCAAAUGAACUGGAAGCAGCUCACACAUAGUUGUUCAGUCUUCAACAAACGCAGUGUGACUGUUCUGUUUUUGCUUAACUGUCCAGAGGCAAGGCAAUGAUAUGGCAAAGAUUUAGACAUGAAACAUUAUAUAUAAUACCUCUGCCAUUUUGAAGUUUGUGUGGCCAUAUGAAAUGUGAAGCUGCAAUGCAGCCACCAUGUUGAAAGCUCAAGUGCAAAGCUGGUAAUAGCAUGGUAAUGCAGGCUCCUAGCACUUCCUAGAUGACAGCGAGCCUGCGUGUUUUGAACCAUGAUGUCAUGAUGAGAUUCCAAGAUCCCAUGAAUCUCGACAGGAGAUGUAGACAAUGCCUCCUACGGUCAUAUUUUUUCUAAGUCAUAGUUUAACUGUUUACCUGUGCUCUUUGAGCCAUGAUGUCUUGUGGGAUAAGAUUUGAGGUUUAUGGGAUGCGAAGGCCCCAUAAACCUCAACUGUCCUGGGACAAUACCUCGUGCAAUCGCAUUUCUUCUAAGGCCUGGUUUGCAAUGGGAGUGUUCUCUUUUCUAGAUGAUGUUUUGGUCAUUCAGAGAUGAAAGCUAUUCAGCUACCUUGUUGGUUUUGAAGCUACCAGCUCGCAUUCAGUGACUAGGAGCUCCAUAAGGUAAUGCAUAUGUACAUCAGGGGGAUGGAAAAUAGGGGGGGGGGGCCUUUGCGAUUUUCACCAGCUAGGCGUCAUUGACAGGGAACAGCUGCAAGUAUUCCACAACUUUGACCUUGUUGCUGGUUUACUACUGCAGUGUGGCGUAGUGCUGCAAGAGCUCAAAUGCACAUUAAAAAAAAAUCUAAUGCAGGGCCUCAUGAAACUUGAGGGCAUGUAAAGGGGGAGAGUUACCAGUGUGCAGACAGAAACCAAGCGGUAUUGAUGGCAGAUGUGGCAAAGACAGCUAUUUGCUGCAUCAUUCGGUAAUCCAAGUAUCCCAAAGUUUACAAGCACCUAUAGGAUGAAAAACAGCAACCUAUGGCUAGUUGAAGCCUUUAUUGCGGAAUGAGAUUAUGACUCGGUACAAGUCGUUUGAGGUGCUGGUUUAACUUGCUGCUGAGGACAGUUGAUGACCCUUGAAUUGACAGUGGACGAUAACCUGACCUUCUUUUUUGGGCAAAACCUGUCACUCGCAAACUUUGAGAAAUGCAAUGAAAGUAAUGGGUUGCACCAACCAUCUAGAAGCAGUUAGCAGAA